AUGUAUAUGAGACACCGCGGUUUAAGACAGAAGUUCCCAAUUUAUGGGAGGGGUGUCGAUAAGAGUGCGGUAAACCUGUACAUAAAUCACGAGGGAUGGAACAGUGGGAUGAUUGGCUCAAAUGAUGGUACCUCCACAAUUGACCAGGCAGGCAGGCAGGCAGGCGUAAGGUCUCUCAGUGAUAAAGCCACGACGAUGUUUCCAUUGCAGAAGAUAUCGUCGAGCAUAGUUCAGACCGACAUUAAGUGUAGAAAGCAGGCGGCUGAUCCUCCUCCGAUAGUUGGUCGAGAACUAGAGCUUAGGUUACUCGUACUGGCAACUCUAGUUAAGAAAAUCGCUCGUUGCGUAUAUACACCUCCGUCGGGUAAGGCGAUGAUUGCCGCCGCCAUUGGUGAUGUUUCCACACUUAGUGAGGCGCUUGAGAAACUCCGGUACGAGCCACGAGAUACUGUUCUUCUGGAUAGCAUAGAAGUCCUUGGCAGGUAUAGAGAGAAGUUUCGUCUUGGUAUACGCCAUUUAUACAAAAACGCAAGACUCGUGUUGUCUUCGAAUGAAGGCGUCCUUAAGGCCAGGGUUAUCGACGACGAUUCUGAAUUGGAAGGUGGUGACGUUGAGUUAACGAAGGAGGAUGAAGGCGUAGUCGGAGUUGUGACCAGCACUGGUAACGCGAUAAUUUAUCUCUACAACAUAGAACGAGCGACGCGUGGUUUUAAGAUCGUUGUCUUGAUCUUCGAUGAUAUUAGCAACAAAUACAAUGGCUUGAUUCCAAACCACGUUGUAGCGAGCGAAGUGUUUCAUGCUGCAGCACAUAAGGUAUUGAAAGCGGCGGAUGUUGGGUUGAACGUCAGAGUGCAGACUAUGCAUAAUUCCGCCUGUGAGUGUAUUCCGUCAUCCUCCGUCAAUCGGAGGGCAUACGAUCCCUCUCAGAACGCGUCUACCAUGGUGUUUCCCUACGCUGGACCACCGUCCACUUUUCCGUCUGGUGCAAAUUUGUAAGGUCGGUACAGGGAAUCAGGAG
Messenger RNA from Desarmillaria tabescens, 1018 nucleotides. RefSeq lists its product as uncharacterized. The record is from RefSeq and is a predicted model, not a curated record. The transcript is spliced from 9 exons. Bases 1 to 996 code for a protein of 331 amino acids. Lineage: Eukaryota; Fungi; Basidiomycota; Agaricomycetes; Agaricales; Physalacriaceae.